Messenger RNA from Austrofundulus limnaeus, 759 nucleotides. RefSeq names its product neuromedin-B. Gene Ontology annotation, biological process: positive regulation of hormone secretion; neuropeptide signaling pathway. The record is from RefSeq and is a predicted model, not a curated record. Bases 147 to 557 code for a protein of 136 amino acids. Gene Ontology annotation, molecular function: neuropeptide hormone activity; neuromedin B receptor binding. Lineage: Eukaryota; Metazoa; Chordata; Actinopteri; Cyprinodontiformes; Rivulidae. Gene Ontology annotation, cellular component: neuron projection. The transcript has 3 exons.
GAGCUGAAUGAAAAGCAGCUCCACGCCUGACGGAGGAAAGCCCACUCCCACCAGGAGAGCCUAUAAAAGCGGGAUGCCACUGAAGCAUCCAGCUCUUUGUUUAUGUUUCGGUGAAGCUGCUCCUGCAGGACAGCCGGAGCGCAGAGAUGAGAGGACCCCCCCUCAGACAUGUCUGCCGCUGCGGCUUGCUCACCUACCUGCUGCUCUUCUCCUUCAUGUCUUGGAGCGCUGCGGUCAGUUUCGACCUGACUGAGCUCAGGAAUAAAGUUGCCAAAAUCAAAGUGAACCCGAGAGGCAACCUUUGGGCAACAGGACAUUUCAUGGGGAAGAAAAGCGUGAUGGACGCCCCCCUGCUGCCCUCAGCUGAGGAUCAGGCAGGGGACUCGGUGGAAGUCAGCCUCCCCGCCGAGCAGAGCUCCCUCUGGGAGCUUUUUCAACACUUUCUGCGCGUCGUGGCCAUGCAGGCGCAGGUGGACGCGCACGAGAGCCGCUCCAAAAAGCAGGAAGCGGACGUGUUGACAAAGAUUUUAGAAAACUACAUCCAGAGCAGAAAGUGAUGCUGACGUUGAAACAUCUGGAACGCAUGAACACAUGAUUUUGUUUCCCCUCCUCCUCAGAAACAACCUUUGCUCGUCAUGAUUCUUAUUUAUAGUAAUUUCAUGUUUACAAUCUGCUGCAUCCCCACAUUCCCCAGUUUAUAUUUGGUGUUGUCAUUUAUUUUUGUUUAGUUAUUUAUUAAUAAAAUGAAUAUUUGCAAUG